Coprinopsis cinerea okayama7#130 is the source of this 1109-nucleotide messenger RNA. RefSeq names its product glucosamine 6-phosphate synthetase. The record is from RefSeq and is a predicted model, not a curated record. The coding region runs from base 42 to 1109 and encodes 355 amino acids. The transcript is spliced from 11 exons. NCBI's taxonomy places the organism in Eukaryota, Fungi, Basidiomycota, Agaricomycetes, Agaricales, Psathyrellaceae.
CCAUCGUCUAGUGUCAGGGCGCUAGGCACGAACGGGAACCUAUGUGUCGAUUCGUCAUCUACAAAGGCACCUCACCAGUUCAGCUAUCCCAUCUCUUGACGCGACCAUGUCAUUCAAUCAUCAACCAAGCCUUUGACUCGAGGUUGCGUUUGGAUAAGCGGAGGCCUAUGAAUGGCGAUGGGUUUGGAGUCGGUUGGUAUGACUCGGUCUACGACGAAGAACUCGGUAGCCAGCCAUGCAUAUUCACAUCUAUAACUCCAGCUUGGAACAACAUCAACCUAACCAGAUUAGCGGAGAAGAUCAAGUCGCCUCUGGUCUUUGGCCAUGUUCGUGCAACUACCGCUGGAACACUUUCAUUGGACAACUGCCAUCCGUUCGUCUUUGGGAACCUGAUGUGGAUGCACAAUGGCGGGAUUGCAGAGUUCAAUACCAUCAAGAGGCGUUUGCAGAGCGACCUUCCAGACAUCGCUUUCGACAAAGUUCUGGGGAAUACUGAUUCGGAAUGGGCGUUUGCGUUGUUUAUCUCGAAGCUUCCCGACCCAAAGGCAAAGUCUUUCACACCGGCCAUAUUACAGAAAGCAAUGGAAGAAACGAUUGCAACAUUAAACGUGUAUCGCAAGGAAUUCAACAUCACGUCCGAGCCUAACUUGCUCAACUUCUGUGUGACGGAUGGUAAGAGUGUGGUCGUGACAAGAUAUGUGUCGUCGCGGACGGACGAAGCUGCUUCUCUGUGGUUUUCGUCCGGCAGUGAGUUUAGCGAGUAUGGGGAAGGGGGCCACUACAAGAUGACCAAGUCUGACAAGCGGGAAAACAUCAUCAUGAUUGCCAGUGAACCACUCACAUUUGAACGAGCGGACUGGAUGGAAAUCAAGACGAACCAUAUGGCAAUCAUCACACCCAAGAUGAAUAUGCUUCAAAUCCCUAUUAUCGACGAAUUCUACGUGCCACCUUCAGAUCCCGCAUCUCUCCAUCGAACGAACGAGUUUGCGCGAGAGAAAGGGCUUCUGAACCCGGCACCUUUGGAGGAAUCUCAUAAAGCGGAACAGACGCCUGUGGUCGGUCGACGAACCAUGAUGGUUCCAAUCAGCUCUGGAUCCCAUUGCUGCUAA